AUGUCCUCUUCCGAUCCAGUCACGGAACAGCCGGAAAGACAGCUGCAGCAUGACUCGACCCUCGUCGUCGACAAGUCCGUCUCCUUGACCUUCGGGAGCGACUCUCUCUUGAUAAUGACCGAUGUGCUCGCAAAUCGGGCCGUGGCUGCUGCGGGUUAUGCAAGUCUAGUAAGCUGCGACUCUUUUUCGUCUGCCCCUCCGACGAUCACCCUCUCAGAAGCCAAAACCAAGAUCACCCAUGCAAUCUCUUUGUACAAUGUUCUGGAUGCCGAGGUUAAUCCGUCGAACCUUGUGAUCACCUAUGCGCAGCAUUCGACGAAGAAUGAUGUGUCCGUGACCGCCCUUCACUAUCCGAUCAGCGAAAAGGAAAAGCCUGCAGUUGAACAAUGGGUGGUACAGCUGCUAGAGCUGGCCUACGGAUCAGCCCAGCGCAGAAGACGCCUGAAAAUCCUGAUCAACCCCUUCGGUGGCAAGGGCACGGCCGCCAGCUUGUACCAGCGAUAUGCGGCGCCAAUCUUCGCCGCCGCUCGAUGUCAAGUGGAUGUACAGACGACAGAAUACCGUGGUCAUGCUAUCCAGAUUGCGGAGCAGCUCGAUAUCGACGCGUAUGAUGCAAUUGUCUGCUGCUCUGGUGACGGUCUUCCGUACGAGGUCUUCAAUGGCCUGGGCAAACGCUCCAAUGCCCGCGAGGCAUUGGCUAAGACAGCGGUGGCACUGCUUCCUUGUGGCUCUGGCAAUGGCAUGACUUGGAAUUGUCUUGGAACAGGGAGUAGCUCGAUAGCAGCUUUGGGCAUUGUGAAGGGACUGAGGACUCCUCUGGAUCUUGUCUCAGUCACUCAACAGAACACACGCACUCUCUCCUUCCUCUCGCAGUCCUUUGGAAUCGUUGCGGAAUCAGAUCUAGGCACCGAUAACAUUCGGUGGAUGGGCGCACAGCGAUUCACCUAUGGAUUCCUGGUUCGUCUGCUACGGCGCACAGCUUGGCCUUGCGACCUGGCCAUCAAGGUCGAUAUUAAUGAUAAGAGAGCAAUCAAAGAACACUACACUGCAUUCAAGGCCCGAGAGGAGGAUCCUCUUGCUGACAAGAACCGCCUCGAGGCUGCCAAGCUGUCACCGGCACUGCCUGAGCUUCAGUACGGUACUGUCCAAGACGAUCUACCGCAGGACUGGGAAGUCGUCCCAGGUGAGACAAUGGGCAAUUUCUAUGCAGGCAACAUGGCGAUCAUGUCGAAAGACACCAAUUUCUUCCCGGCUUCUCUUCCCCAUGACGGCCUUAUGGACAUCGUCACCAUUGAUGGGACUGUCGGUCGCUCUACGUCAAUUAAAAUGAUGAAUGAGAUUAGUACUGGGGGCUUCUUCGACAUGCCGGACGUCAAGAUUCGCAAAGCCACUGCGUUCCGCUUAGUGCCUCAUCAAAAGGAAGGGUAUAUCAGUAUUGACGGCGAGCAGGUCCCCUUCGAAGCGUUCCAAUGUGAAAUUCAUCAGGGCCUAGGUACAGUCCUUACCAAGUCCGGGCACAUGUAUGAAGCCGAUGGACCGAAGUGA
Penicillium macrosclerotiorum is the source of this 1545-nucleotide messenger RNA. RefSeq lists its product as uncharacterized. The coding region runs from base 1 to 1545 and encodes 514 amino acids. NCBI's taxonomy places the organism in Eukaryota, Fungi, Ascomycota, Eurotiomycetes, Eurotiales, Aspergillaceae. The record is from RefSeq and is a predicted model, not a curated record. Gene Ontology annotation, biological process: sphingosine biosynthetic process. Gene Ontology annotation, cellular component: intracellular membrane-bounded organelle; membrane; cytoplasm. The transcript is spliced from 3 exons.